This is a messenger RNA of Alnus glutinosa, 553 nucleotides long. RefSeq lists its product as uncharacterized. The record is from RefSeq and is a predicted model, not a curated record. The coding region runs from base 201 to 512 and encodes 103 amino acids. The transcript is spliced from 2 exons. NCBI's taxonomy places the organism in Eukaryota, Viridiplantae, Streptophyta, Magnoliopsida, Fagales, Betulaceae.
AAGGAACGACACGCUAGAGACAUGACGAUGCGUACGCCCAGGCGCUCGGCGAUAAGCCGAAGUACGCCGGCAGAGUUCGGCAGGUUGGGUCAAAUGUUUGGCCUGUGCGGGGGUCCAUACGCUCAUAACAUACACCAUCACAGCCACGUUCACAAAAUCAAGGGCAUGCCGUCUUUUCGCAAGAAAUAUUUGCUUCUGAGAUGGAGAGAGUACUCGAGGCUGAGCGGGCACGACAAGCUUCUGAGAUCGAGAGAGUACUUGAGGCUGAGCGGGCACGACACAAGUUACAAAUGGAUGAGGUGUUGGCAGCACAAUCUCAGAUUAUGUCCCGUUUUAGCCAAAUGGAGUCAUUGUGGCGCCAAUCAGCAUCCAUGCCCGGAGUCUCUCAUGAUAACGCAGUGCCAGACAAAAAUUCUGCACAUCGUAUGAAUGUAUCAUCUGUUGAUAGCAGAUCAGAUCCUACGGAAAAUGCUGUGCAGUUACCCGAUCAUGAAAAUCUUGCUGACGAUUGAUAUUGGGUAACAUUUAGGUUUAUUUUAGUUAGCAAAUAUGU